AUGUCCUCCGCCGACGCCCCAGACUCCGCCAUCGAGGCUCGUGUCGCCGACAAGCUCAAGAACCUCGCGCCCACUCCUGAGCCCAAGGACGACUCCAAGGCUGGCGCAUCCUCAGCCCUCGGCCAACAGCUUCGCUCUUUCGCGGCAGGUGGUUUCGGUGGUCUUUGCGCUGUUGUCGUGGGCCAUCCUUUCGACCUGGUCAAAGUCCGUCUACAAACCGCCGAGCGAGGCGUUUACUCCUCCGCUGUUGAUGUGGUGCGCAAGAGCAUUGCUCGUGAUGGUUUGAGACGAGGCCUUUACGCUGGCGUGAGCGCUCCUCUCGUCGGCGUCACCCCCAUGUUCGCUGUCUCUUUCUGGGGUUACGACCUCGGCAAGCAAAUCGUCCGUGGGGUUGGCGAAGUCCCCGCUGAGGGCCUCUCGAUCGCCCAGAUCUCAACCGCCGGUUUCAUCUCCGCCAUUCCCAUGACGGCCAUCACCGCCCCCUUCGAGCGCAUCAAGGUCAUCCUGCAGGUCCAGGGCCAGAAGCAGCUUGCCCCUGGCGAGAAGCCCAAGUACAACGGCGGCGUCGACGUUGUCCGCCAGCUGUACAAGGAGGGUGGAAUCCGCAGUGUCUUCCGCGGCAGCGCCGCUACCCUCGCCCGUGACGGACCUGGUUCCGCUGCCUACUUCGCCGCCUACGAGUACAUCAAGCGCAAGAUGACGCCUGUUGAUCCUAUCACUGGAAAGCCCAGCGGCCAGCUCAGUCUCACAGCUAUCACAUGCGCCGGAGCAGCUGCCGGAGUCGCAAUGUGGAUCCCCGUCUUCCCCAUCGACACCGUCAAGUCCCGCCUUCAAACCUCAGAGGGCAACGUCACUGUCGGCAGCAUUGUUCGCGAGCUGUACGGCAAGGGCGGCGUCAAGGCCUUCUUCCCUGGUUUCGGUCCCGCUCUUGCUCGUGCCGUGCCCGCCAAUGCCGCAACUUUCCUAGGUGUUGAGCUGGCUCAUCAGGCCAUGAACAAGGCUUUCAACUAA
Molecule: messenger RNA, 1011 nt
Organism: Fusarium sp. VM40
Lineage: Eukaryota; Fungi; Ascomycota; Sordariomycetes; Hypocreales; Nectriaceae
Source: the annotation of a GenBank genome assembly